AUGGAACGGGGCACCAGAAUUAUAUGGGCAAAGGCUAUAUUUUGGAGUUCGAGUAUUGUUGCUCUUGGAUUUAUCUUGUUAAAGUAUGCGACGCCUGAUUCAGAGAAAUUACUUAAAGAAAUGUCACCGGGUGUGAGAAGACAAGUAGAAGAGAACAAAGAACUACGCAUGAAAGAGCAGGAGGAACUCAUGAAAAUAGUUAAAAAGACGGCUGCAUCCAAGGAUCCAAUUUGGAAAACAGGCCCUAUUAAAUCACCUUGGGAUCCUGAUUAUAAAAGAACCACAGAAUCAUCACUAGUCUCCAAACAGAAAUUCGAGAAGAUGAAAGCAUCAGAAGAACAAAAAGCAAAGUUGGCAAAAUUAAAGAACCAACAAACAUUGACGGAAGAUAUAGCGAAAAAAGAUAAGGCUACCAAGAGCUGGUUCAGAUUUUGGUAG
Molecule: messenger RNA, 438 nt
Organism: Brettanomyces bruxellensis
Lineage: Eukaryota; Fungi; Ascomycota; Pichiomycetes; Pichiales; Pichiaceae
Exons: 1
Coding region: 1-438 (145 amino acids)
Biological process (GO): mitochondrial respiratory chain complex III assembly
Cellular component (GO): mitochondrial membrane
Source: RefSeq, a predicted model, not a curated record